Anthostomella pinea is the source of this 1659-nucleotide messenger RNA. The record is from the annotation of a GenBank genome assembly. Lineage: Eukaryota; Fungi; Ascomycota; Sordariomycetes; Xylariales; Xylariaceae.
AUGGCUUCAUCAGCCAAAGACUAUUAUGAUCUCGGUUCAUACCGCAGGAGGGUGAGCGCGAGUACCGAGACUUCCCUGGAAUGGUUCAACCGUGGCCUCAUCUGGAGUUACGGAUUCAACCACGAGGAGGCUGCGAAAUGCUUCCAACGAGCAAUCGAUAAUGACAGUAAUUGCUGCAUGGCCUACUGGGGCCUGGCGUAUGCUCUCGGACCCAACUACAAUAAACCAUGGGACUUCUUUGACGCGGCUGAGCUUGAGGCCACAGUCCAGCGCACGCAUCAUGCGGUUGAGCAGGCACGGUCUUGCGCGGCCGAUGCAUCGCCAGUCGAGAAAGCUCUCGUCGAGGCUUUGAGAUACCGGUACCCGCACGAGCAUGCGGAUAAGGAUUGUUCGAUAUGGAACCAAAGCUAUGCCGAGGCCAUGGGAUGGGUGUACAAGGACUUCUCCGAUGAUCUGGACGUCGCGGCGCUGUACGUGGACGCCUUGAUGAACCGUACCCCGUGGCAGCUUUGGGAUUUACAGACUGGGCAGCCAGCAUCUGGUGCUCAUACACUUGAGGCACAGGCAAUACUGGAACGGUCGAUGGCCCAAGUUGGGGGAUCUGAUCACCCAGGGCUAUUACACCUUUACAUUCAUCUCAUGGAGAUGUCGCCAACUCCUGAAGCGGCUAUCGAUGCCGCCAACACUCUGCGUGAUCUGGUACCACACGCAGGUCAUCUCAACCACAUGCCGACACACAUCGACGUCCUAGUCGGCGACUACCAGAACGCGAUUGAGUCAAACCAAAAGGCCAUCGUCGCCGACGACAUCUUCUUCUCACGUGAGGAGCCGCUCAAGUUCUACACGCUCUACCGAGCUCAUGACUAUCACUUUCGCAUCUAUGCAGCCAUGUUCGCCGCGCAGUCUCGAGCGACCCUCGACACAGUGUCCCGACUCGAAAAAGCGUUGCCGGAGCAGUUACUGCGUGUCGAGUCCCCGCCCAUGGCUGACUGGCUGGAAGGUUUUCUGGCGAUGCGCGUGCACGCCAUGAUCAGAUUCGGUCGCUGGCAGGACAUCAUCGACCUACCCUUCCAUGACGAUCGCAAGCUUUACUGCGUGACGACGGCGAUGGCUCACUACGCCAAGGGCGUUGCUUUCGCGGCAACCGGCAGAAUCCACGAGGCCGCAGAGCAGCGCGAGCUGUUUGCCGAUACCGUCAAAGCCGUUCCGUCUUCUCGCACGCUGUUUAACAACAAGUGCCUCGAUAUCCUGCAAGUGGCCGAGGCGAUGCUUGACGGUGAGCUGGAGUACCGCCGCGGAAACUACGAGCCCGCCUUUGCGCGCUUGCGGAGGGCUAGCGAGCUGAGCCGGGCUCUUCCCUAUGAUGAGCCCUGGGGCUGGAUGCAGCCGCCUGCCCAUGCUCUCGGUGCUCUGCUCACGGAGCAGGGUCGCUAUGAUGAGGCGGUUGACAUCUAUGCCGAAGACCUGGGAAUGAGUGACAAGCUUCCGAGAGCGCUGCAGCAUCGCAACAAUGUGUGGUCUUUACAUGGUUACCACGAGUGUCUGUUGAAGCUGGGUCGCGUCGAAGAAGCAGAAGCUGUAAAGCCGCAGCUUGACCUGGCGGUUGCGGGGGCAGAUAUCCCCAUCAAAUCCUCGUGCUUCUGCCGGCAAUCGCCAUGA